Morus notabilis is the source of this 1429-nucleotide messenger RNA. RefSeq names its product expansin-A15. The transcript is spliced from 4 exons. Gene Ontology annotation, biological process: plant-type cell wall organization. NCBI's taxonomy places the organism in Eukaryota, Viridiplantae, Streptophyta, Magnoliopsida, Rosales, Moraceae. Gene Ontology annotation, cellular component: extracellular region. The record is from RefSeq and is a predicted model, not a curated record. Bases 104 to 847 code for a protein of 247 amino acids.
AUUCCUCCUCAACCCCUCCCCAUUUUUCUUCACUCAUCUGCCUCGCAUUCUCCUUUUUCCUCUUAAACUCACCACUCUUGUUCAAGAACCAAAAAAGGUCAAAAUGGGUCUUGCUGGGCUUUUCUUGCUGGGCCUUUUGACAAUGGCGUCCUCUGCCUAUGGCUACGGUGGGGGUUGGAACAAUGCUCACGCCACUUUCUACGGAGGCAGUGAUGCCUCCGGCACAAUGGGCGGGGCUUGUGGAUAUGGGAACUUGUACAGCCAAGGGUAUGGCACAAACACGGCGGCUCUAAGCACGGCUCUGUUCAACAAUGGGCUGAGCUGUGGGUCAUGCUAUGAGAUCAAGUGCGCGAGUGACCCAAAAUGGUGCUUGCCUGGCUCCAUUCUGGUGACGGCCACCAAUUUCUGCCCACCAAACAAUGCCUUGCCCAACAAUGCCGGCGGUUGGUGCAACCCUCCUCAGCACCACUUUGACCUCUCUCAGCCUGUUUUCCAGCACAUUGCCCAGUACAGAGCUGGAAUUGUCCCUGUUGCUUACAGAAGGGUACCCUGCAGAAGAAGGGGAGGCGUCCGAUUCACCAUCAACGGCCACUCCUACUUCAACCUUGUCCUAAUCACAAACGUUGGCGGUGCCGGCGAUGUCCAUGCCGCUUCGAUCAAAGGGUCCAGAACCGGCUGGCAAGCCAUGUCCAGAAACUGGGGCCAGAACUGGCAAAGCAACUCCUAUCUCAAUGGCCAGAGCCUCUCUUUCAAGGUCACCACCAGUGAUGGCCGCACCAUUAUGUCCUACAAUGUUGCCCCAGCCCGCUGGUCCUUCGGACAGACCUUCACCGGCCGCCAAUUCUAGACCAAUGAGUAAAAAAUGCUUGGAAACACUAUGGACCGUGGUGGUGUCUUUUUUCCUAUAUAUGUUUUAGCCAUAUAGGAGUACCUUAUGAUAUAAUAGUAUGACUUGGUAGUAGUAGUAGUAGUAUACUAGGGUAUUAGAUAGUAUACUAUGUCUUUUUUUUUGGGCUAUGGAGUUUGGGCCUUUUGGGCAUUUUUGGGCCAAAAAUUUAGAAGGGCUUAUUUUAAAUAUGGCCUUUCAUCAUUUUGGCUUCAUAUGUGUAUUGGUGUAGGGUAACCCUAUUUCUAUGGGACCAUACCCUACUCAUUCUUGGGUCUUUUUUGUUAUUGUUAUUAAUGGGAAGAGCAGUAGUGGCAGAGGUGGGCUCUCACCACCCGCCAGUCACUGUUUGAAUAGCAGGCUACUUUGUUUACUACUUUUUGGGAUUGUUGAAAAAAGUGUUGAAAAAAAGCAUUUUUGGGCAUUGCUUUUAAGGUUGUUGUAAUCAGCUUUAUGUGCUGAAUUCGCCCUUUAUUGUUACGGUUGAACUCUAUCGAAGGAGACUUUAAAGUGUAUAUUUCCAAUUUCAAGUGAUAUUAUUAA